Messenger RNA from Polychytrium aggregatum, 1147 nucleotides. RefSeq names its product mitochondrial ribosomal protein S25-domain-containing protein. Gene Ontology annotation, molecular function: structural constituent of ribosome. Gene Ontology annotation, cellular component: mitochondrial small ribosomal subunit. The record is from RefSeq and is a predicted model, not a curated record. The transcript is spliced from 4 exons. Bases 86 to 1090 code for a protein of 334 amino acids. Lineage: Eukaryota; Fungi; Chytridiomycota; Chytridiomycetes; Polychytriales.
AUUUGCAGAUCAGACAGGCAAACAGACACACGAUCGGCCGGUGCGAUCUAAGACACGUCUGUGCUCCACAAAUCCAUCGUCCAGUAUGAGAGCGCCGCCGAAAACCGUCAAGCUCAAUCCGCUACGCAUCAUCCACUUUGCCAACCGAUCGCUGGCGGCAAAGGCACCCGGCUCGGCCGAGUCGGCCCAGCCCAAGUGGAUGUCGGCUGUCAAAAUGUUCCCGCCCUCGGCGUCGUUUGUGCUCAAGACCGUGAUUCCGUCCGAGGUCGGCCAGUUUGUCGACCAAGAGGAGGUGCAGAGGACCAGACUGAGCCAGGUCAACUCGGUCAGCCUGGUGCAUCGCAGCAAACCCAAGAAGCCACAGUAUGCCGACAAGCCGCCCGUUAUUGUAUAUCCGGAAGAUCGUCUUCGCGAGGACUUUUACAAGCAUCAUCCCUUUGAGCUGUCAAAGCCCUUCAACCUGGUCGAGGACACCCAGGCACUUGGAUUCGAUCGCUGGGAGACCAUCAAUCCCGAUGCCAUCGAGUUUUCGGCCGACAACAUCUUCAAGCGUGCGCAAUACCUGAUGCAAAACCAAAAGCUCAAGGAGGAAGAGGCAUAUUUCACAGCAGUCAGCGAGUUCUACCGCGUUCGCCGCAUGCAGGAUACGGCCGAGGCCAGCGCACGCAAAGAAGAGAUUGCCAAGCAGAUUCAAAAGAUCGAGGCGGAGGAGCGUGCCAAGGCAGAGGCAGAGGCCACCCGUGCUGCCGCAGAGAGCCCGAACGGCCUUCCGCCCAGCACUCCUGGCUCAACGGCGCAGCGAUACAACCUGAGUCUGCGCAACAGCGACAGAAGCACAGCCAAGACCCUCAGCCACUACCGAAACUCCCGGGACUCGCUGAAGGCCCAAGUUCUGGAGCAGACCGAGUCCGAUCUGGCCAAGCGCAAGAUCACCCAUCCCCACACAACCAAGUUUAUGGAGUGGGAAGCCCAGCACGUCGCGCUGUCGGCCAAGUUUGCCGAGAAGCAAGCCGAGCUGCGACGACUCCGCGAGGAAGCCAACCGACAGCUCUCCCAGUUUGACCAGAAGAACCAGACCAAGGCUCAGUGAGCCGAACUGGUUUGCACGCACAGGGGCCCAAUACACAUUUACAUCACCUGCGUCGGA